Microtus ochrogaster (prairie vole) is the source of this 808-nucleotide messenger RNA. RefSeq names its product neuroepithelial cell transforming 1 (gene Net1). The transcript is spliced from 7 exons. The record is from RefSeq and is a predicted model, not a curated record. Gene Ontology annotation, biological process: intracellular signal transduction; positive regulation of Rho protein signal transduction. Gene Ontology annotation, molecular function: guanyl-nucleotide exchange factor activity. The annotation marks the transcript as partial. NCBI's taxonomy places the organism in Eukaryota, Metazoa, Chordata, Mammalia, Rodentia, Cricetidae.
GCGGUACCAGCUCUCUGCUAGAAGGCAACAUACUGCCUCGCAGAAGCUGGCGGGCACCGUGCCCGCCACGGUCGGUCUCCCGGGCACUGGGCCACCGCCCCACCCCCUGUCCUCGGACAUGGAGCCAGAGCCAGCGGCUCAGAAGCAGCCCCGGCCGCGGAGGAGAAGCCGCAGGGCCUCAGUGCUCUGCGAGGACCGAGCCGCAGGGCCUCCGGCCGACACACCCGGGCCGGCGGCGGACGGGAGAUGCUCCCUUCGGAGAGGCAGCUCCUUCACGUUUUUAACACCUGGCCCUCACUGGGACUUCACUUUGAAAAGAAAGCGAAGAGAGAAAGAUGAUGAUGUUGUAAGCCUUAGCAGCCUUGAUCUGAAGGAACCAAGCAAUAAAAGAGUUCGGCCUCUAGCUCGGGUCACAUCCUUGGCAAACUUAAUCUCUCCCGUCAGAAAUGGAGCAGUCAGGCGCUUUGGUCAAACCAUACAGUCAUUUACCCUUCGUGGUGACCAUAGAUCCCCAGCCUCUGCCCAGAAGUCAUUCAGCAGGUCUACGGUCCCAACACCCACCAAGAGAAGAAGUAGUGUGCUAUGGUCGGAGAUGCUAGACAUCAGUAUGAAGGAGUCCCUGACCACUCGAGAGAUCAAACGUCAGGAGGCAAUAUAUGAAUUGUCCCGAGGCGAACAGGACUUAAUCGAGGACCUCAAGCUUGCUAGGAAGGCCUACCAUGAUCCCAUGUUAAAGUUGUCUAUCAUGUCAGAAGAGGAACUCACACAUAUAUUUGGUGAUUUGGACGCUUACAUACCUCUGCAUGAA